Clonostachys solani is the source of this 1356-nucleotide messenger RNA. Lineage: Eukaryota; Fungi; Ascomycota; Sordariomycetes; Hypocreales; Bionectriaceae. The record is from the annotation of a GenBank genome assembly.
AUGCCCAAUAUCCUCACACUCCCCGCAGAUGUCUUAUUGCUGGUCUUUGACACAUUGGUGGGCGACACUACAACACUCGCCAGCGUCGCACGCGUCUCUUGUUUAUGGCGCACUCUGUCUCUCCCCUUCUUGCUCAAGGAUGUUGACCUCAGCAGCCACAACCGUGGCCGCCUUCCGGAGUAUGAGGACCCAACUUUCGCCUUCUCGAGGGUCGUCAUGAGUGACUACUCUGACAGAUACCGCCCUCGCAGCCUGGUCCCACGCCAGCGCGCCUUUCUUAGACUAAUGGUCGACCGCCCCGAGCUUGCAAUACAUGUCAAGAUAUUCACGUGGACCCUGGUGUGGCAUGAUACCGACGAUUUUGGCGGCGAUGGGGAUGAAAUGACCGACAUCGACUUUCGGACAUGGGAAGUCUUUGAUCGGCUUUGUUCCGUCACCCACCUGGACCUCGCGUCACUGCACCAGAUCGGCUACGAGCCGUACAUCCGGCAGAACCCAGACACGCUCUUCCCCGCCGUCACUCACCUUCGUCUCGUUGGGUGGAUGUCCCGUGGGUUGGUCAGGGCCAUAGUGAAUUCACUGGAUGCCAGCAAACUUGUCAGUGCUAAAUUCGACUACCUGCAGGACGAAGGCGCCUUGCCCAACGGCGGGCCAAUCCCACAAGACUUGGUGCGGCAAACCAGACCAUCUGGCUAUCCCCGUGAUUUGCACAGCUACGGAGGUAUCAGUGACGAGCUGUGGAAUCAACAAGAGCGUGGCGAAGUAGCCAUCCUCCCUGGACCGAUGUGGCUACCCUUGCGCCUCUUGGGGUCGCGACGCAUGAGUUCCAUGGCCCAUCUGCAGGUCAGCCUUAGCCCCUUCUCCAACGAGGCGGACCUGCGCAACGAUAUAACUACAUUUACUGAGACGGCUGCAUUUAUUCGAAGCACGAAAGAUACACUAAAGAGCAUCUCCAUCACUAUUGGAGAGUCAACCUAUCUGUUCCCUACAAAAGAAGAUCUCGCCAACAAGUGUGGGACCAGUCGUGUGAAUCUACGCUACGUGUACCAGCCCAUGUGCUUUGACCUGACAUCAUAUUUCCUCCGCCGCCUUCUUGCGGUACUCAACGAGGAGAGUUUUCCACAUUUGACUCAAGUCGACUUGAGGGGUUUCCGGGUCAUACGCACUGGCAUUCCAGGACGUCCUGUGGAUCGAAGCACUGACUUGACUUGGCAGUACAUCCGGGACUGUCCCUUUGUUGACGAAGACUUCACCAAGACGGAUAACACCGACUGCCGUCAGGCGUUCUCCGGGUAUGAUAUCUACCUCUCGUCGGCAGAGCUGGAUGAACUCGAACAGAGUUUGGAUUUGCGCUAG